Messenger RNA from Ictalurus punctatus (channel catfish), 3647 nucleotides. RefSeq names its product solute carrier family 7 member 7 (gene slc7a7). The coding region runs from base 669 to 2174 and encodes 501 amino acids. Gene Ontology annotation, cellular component: membrane. Gene Ontology annotation, molecular function: basic amino acid transmembrane transporter activity; L-amino acid transmembrane transporter activity. Lineage: Eukaryota; Metazoa; Chordata; Actinopteri; Siluriformes; Ictaluridae. Gene Ontology annotation, biological process: amino acid transmembrane transport. The transcript has 11 exons. The record is from RefSeq and is a predicted model, not a curated record.
UACACUCCCCCCUUGUAGAUGCUGUCAUGUUUAGUAUCAGUGUAUGAAUGUAUCUAUGAGUGACUUCACAUGACUUCAGACGUCCACAUCUGUUUUUCACUUGUUAAGUGUGGCAUAUCCUAAAUUUCCUCCUGUUUAAGCCCAUUAGGUGUGUCAUGUCCUCGGAGAAAGCAGAAGUCUAUCAGCUGAUCAGCCUCCAGUGGCUGCACCUUCAAAACAUCAUCCUGAGAGGGAGGGAGAAAGAGAGCUGACAGGACAGCAGCACAUGCUCCAAAGCUGACUCCACGCUUUCAUUAAAUUCUCAAAAUGGCUUUUAAACCUCUGUUAUUCUUCUUAGCCAGCGUGAAUGACAAGUAAAGAGCGGAAACAAGCAGUGCUGAAUCACCGAAGAACCAAGAGCCUGCAGCAGCCUUGCCGUGCCGUUAUUCAAGAGCUUGUCGGUGUUGCUGGACCUUGCCCUCACUCGGGUCUAUAAGACAUCCGGAAGCAGCAGCAGCACUCCUUUUCCUAGAGGCCUUACCUGUUCACCUCCUGCUGUAUGUUGCCUCAAGACGGAUAACUUGGACAUAGUCUGACUUUAUUAAAACAUUUGAAUUUUUAAAAAUAGACUGACAGCCAGUCUGUCCACUCAGCAUCUCAGUCAUCCUCCUUUACGAUCUCAUGACAAAAUGGCCACCUAUAGUCCUGCCUCGACACAAGAAUCUUCUCCAGAGGUAACCAAUGGCAACCUGAAGGAAAAUGGUUCUCAGGAAUCAAUGAAACUAAAGAAAGAGAUCUCCCUGAUCAAUGGUGUCUGCCUAAUUGUGGGGAACAUGAUUGGUUCAGGCAUCUUCGUCUCACCUAAGGGUGUGCUGAUUUAUAGUGCUUCCUAUGGCUUAUCAUUGGUAGUGUGGACAAUUGGUGGAAUUUUCUCAGUAUUUGGUGCUUUGUGCUAUGCCGAGCUGGGAACCACCAUUACCAAGUCUGGAGCCAGUUAUGCCUACAUCCUGGAGGCCUUUGGAGGUUUUAUGGCCUUCAUUCGUCUAUGGACAUCACUCCUCAUCAUCGAGCCCACCAGCCAGGCUGUGAUAGCUAUUACUUUUUCCAACUAUAUGGUGCAGCCAAUCUUCCCUACAUGUAUUGCACCUUAUUUGGCUAAUCGCUUGUUAGCUGCAGCCUGCAUAUGUUUGCUGACCUUUGUGAACUGUGCCUAUGUGAAGUGGGGGACUCGUGUACAGGACUUUUUCACCUAUGCUAAAGUCAUCGCUCUCAUUGCUGUUAUCAUCACAGGCCUUGUCAAGAUAUUCCAGGGCUACACACAGAAUUUCGAGGGGCUGUUUGAAGGCUCGUCCCAGGACCCUGGUGAUGUGGCUCUGGCUCUGUACUCAGCUCUGUUCUCUUACUCGGGCUGGGACACCCUCAACUUCGUCACUGAGGAGAUUAAAAACCCUGAGAGGAACCUGCCACUGUCCAUUGCCAUCUCCAUGCCCAUCGUCACAGUGAUCUAUAUCUUGACCAAUGUGGCCUACUAUACUGUUCUACCAAUCCCUGCUAUUCUGGACAGUGAUGCUGUAGCUGUGACAUUUGCUGAUCAAGUAUUUGGGAUAUUUAACUGGACAAUCCCCCUCGCUGUCGCAUUGUCCUGCUUUGGAGGAUUAAAUGCAUCUAUCUUGGCUGCCUCAAGGCUGUUCUUCGUGGGCUCCAGAGAGGGCCACCUGCCCGACUACCUGUGCAUGAUUCACGUUAGCCGUUUCACCCCCAUCCCCGCCCUACUCUUCAAUGGUGCCAUGGCUCUGGUGUAUCUGUGUGUGGAGGACAUCUUUAGGCUCAUCAACUACUACAGCUUCAGCUACUGGUUCUUUGUUGGUCUGUCCAUCCUGGGUCAGCUGUACCUGCGCUGGAAACAGCCAGACAGACCACGCCCACUGAAGCUCAGUAUUAUCUACCCGAUUGUUUUCUGCCUUUGCACCAUCUUCCUUGUGGUGGUCCCACUCUACAGUGACACCAUCAACUCUUUGAUUGGCAUCGCAAUCGCCCUAUCAGGCGUCCCUGUCUACUUUCUGUGCUGCUAUACACCAGCUUCCCGUAGACCAACGUGGCUUCGCAAAUUCAUUGCGUCAUCCGGCUUGGUGAUUCAGAAGGUUUGCUUUUGUGUGCUUACUGAGAUGGACACUGAUGAAGGAAAAAUGCAGUAGAAUGGACUGAUAGACUGGCUAUACAGUACAGAGAUUUCCCCAUGAUGUAUUUAAAAUGAUUGACACACAACACCCAGUAGGUCAUUUGACUGAUGUAACAAGCUCUUUGGGUACGGUUUUAUGCAGAUUCCUGAAUGACCAUUCUUGAAAACAUACACAUUUCUUGUGGGAAAAAUAAAAUGUUCAUGUCCUACAGCAAAUAGUUGAUGUUGACUUGUAUAUUCCCACUUGUUUUCAAGUUCUCAGGAUUUUUCAGUCCAUUACAUUUCAAUACAAGCGUGCCCAGGUUUAGGUCCAUGUCCUAAAUGUAGAACACAAGGCUCCAAUACUCACAGCCCACAGAAAUUAUUUCGUCCAGCCAGUUGUUAGACAUCUCUGGUUUUAUACUUGAAAGCGGUAGUAAAUGAACCCAAAAAGAGACCGCUAGAACAAUAGCAAUGAUAACACUACAAUUAUACAGUGAAGUUCACAACAUUGUGUGAAACAAGAUUAUGAUUGUUUCAGUGUCCAUAGAUAUUGAUCAUAUUCUUUACAGUUGUUAAUAUAUUGAUAUGUUCAGAGUACCACCAAAGAUUUGAUUAUGAUCAUAAAGUUGUCAAAGAUUUUAACAGAACAAAACAUAAUGCACUGUUACCUGAAGGGCUAAAGUGGAAAAUGUAAGUGGGCAAAUUUUCUUUAAGGGAAGCUAAAGGUAUUGUGAGAAUUGGAAUAGAUUUUUAUUAUUAUUUUCUUUUACAUUAGACAAAAUGUCCCAAAUGGACUAUGACCGUUCAUGAUUUCACACUUAAACCAAAACAAUUAAACCAGAGCCCUUAACAUGCUUGAUGAAGUUUAAUCACUGAUUCAUAGACCAUUGAAUGUUGCAUUGCUGAUUGAGAUUCUCUUCAACAUUCCCAAAAUCUGAAUUCAAAAUUAUUUUGUAUGAUUUGGAAAAAGAUGACUAGAAUCUUGGAUCAGUUUUAACACGUGCAAGUCUCAUUUUAUUUCUAUUAUCCUCUUGCAUACACAUCAUGUUCACUCUCUGCCCACCAAGAGCCUAUACGCAGGAACUGCCUAACACAUGCACUAUUACAAAUCUAUGUUCAAACAACUUGAACAUUAGAAAUUUAUUUUCAAAAAUAAUUUGAAAAUAAUUUAUAAUCAAAGUAAUGAUAAAAACUAUUUUGGCAACCCUACAGGUUAUUUUGGGGCUCCCUUAAUGGAAUAUGAAAUACUACCUAUAUUAUAUUUUCCUAGUUUGUCCAUUAAAAUAUGUGCCAACAGUGUAAGUAUUGGAUUAUUUUGGUCAGUUGUUCAAGCAGCAGUAUUCUUAUGUGAAAUAGAGCUAAAAAGAAACUGAGUAAAACAUAUAUAAUAAUUGAUUAUGUAAAAAUGCAAAGACUGCCAUUAUAAUAAGGUUUGUAUUGAAGCUUCAGAUUUAUUUACACCAUAUUUAUGUGCAAUGGAUUUUAAAUAAACGAUCUCCUAAUUAUU